Aedes albopictus (Asian tiger mosquito) is the source of this 2033-nucleotide messenger RNA. Its product is annotated as WD repeat-containing protein CG11141. The coding region runs from base 308 to 1798 and encodes 496 amino acids. The transcript is spliced from 2 exons. Gene Ontology annotation, molecular function: protein binding. NCBI's taxonomy places the organism in Eukaryota, Metazoa, Arthropoda, Insecta, Diptera, Culicidae. The record is from RefSeq and is a predicted model, not a curated record.
GUUGCGAUUGGUCCAUGGUGCGCAAUCUCCUGAUGAUGGCCAACAAUUCGGUUCAUCAUCUGUGCCCGAUUACCUAUCACUUUUAUUAGCUCAAAGACACCGACUGGCAUAUCAUCCCGAAAGCAAUAGCGAAGAAAGUUCUUCAUUUUCAUAUCAACCGCGGUGAGUCAUACAGCUUCUAGGGCUAGGAAUAGUCAGUCAGUAUCGUUCGUCAUGUAGAAAAGAUUAGCCAUUGAACUAAAGACGCGAUAACAGCCACGCAGUCUACCUAUAGCCAUAGAGGAUCGACGCGUUCUUCGACAAAACAAUGGAACUUCGCGAAUGGGCCCCGCUCGUUAAUCUGGUUAAUAAGAUUCCGGCCUCGGUGCAGCGCGGAUUGCUCUUUCACGAUGUUUCCAUUACCUGUAUGGAUGUGGUCGAUGAAUUCGUGGCCCUUGGAAGCAACGUCGGGAUUGUGUUCUGGUACAACCGGAAGAGCGGAUCUGUGGAGCGGCUUCAGACCGAGCAAUCCAAUCAUCUAACGUGCGUUCGAAUAAUUUCCACGGUCGAGUUUAUGGUCGCAGCCGGCGAUCGACAGGGAUCGAUAAACAUCUUCCAAAUUCCGAAAGAAGCCCCACCGGACGUUUGCGCCGAACUGCUACUGAAAAGCAAACCGACCGAACGGUACACGAUCCGCAAUGUGCACCGAGCGGAAAUUACCGAUCUUGUGUGGUCCAAGAAUGGGAUGAAACUGUUUUCCGGAGACGGGAGUGGGGCUGUUGUGCUGAACGAGAUCAACUAUCAGAUCAAGACGUGCGAAGCCAGGGAGAUCGUGAACGAAAAGUACCACGUGGUCCAGAUGAGUCUGCGCAAGGACAAACUGUUGGUUUCAACUACAUAUCGAGCUGUGAUCUGCUCUCAGGAAGAUUCGAAGCGGUGGCGGGUGACCCAGGUUGGGAAGAAGGACCGGACGCUUCCUAGUCACUUUGGGACUGUCUUCCACGAAUAUCACUCACAGUCUCGUGUUGUAACGACUCGGUCUGGGUUUCGACUUUGGGUGGCCGAUCUUGAAGGAGACGUCGCGCAAACCCUGAUCUUCAAGGAAUUGAUCAAAACUCCAACGGUUGAAAUCCCCAUCCUCAACCCCAGCAAAUAUCCCAUCAGGAUUCCAACAACCUUCGGAAAACUCUAUACAUUCCAGGAUAAGUUCCUUCUGUCCGUAGCCAACGAUAUGUUGUUUGUUAUGGACCUAGACCAAAUGAAAGUUAUCGCAUCCCUUACCAGGUUACGUCGCAUAAUCGACAUAGCAGUCCACAAGCACGAGAUCUUCAUUGUUGAAAGUCCUCGAUCGCUGAUUCGCCUAUCCACCCUUCCGGAUAGCAGCCAAGCAACGAUCCUGUGCAAAAACCUGGACCUCUUCGCUACCAGUGACAGUGAUAGCCAAAUAGUGGUAGCAGAUGAAUGUCUCGAACUGGAACCACAAUCUGCGGCGGUCCCGAAUGCAACCGCCAACGGUCACUCGAACGCAGAUUCCGACCUCCUACAGGGCGCUCAACCCGUGGAGCAGAACCCAACCGACGGAUCCCACCACUUGAUAACCCACAUGAAAAAGUUGGAACUCUUCGAAACGCUGAACGACCUCAAGUACGACGAAUCCAUUCGGUACAAGAGUGGGCGCAAGACGAAGCGGAAGCACAAAACCAAUCCCAUAGUCGAGAUUGGACAGAUUCCGAAGGAGGUGGAAGAUGACGGGAACGAUUCGAGCCCGGUGGCGGCGGCGUCUUCCGCUAGUAAAGCAUCCGAUCCGGUGAUGCAGUGAUAGGUUAUCAAAAUUUGCUUCUCAGUGUGAUAUUUUAAAACGUUUCCGUUCGUUUUUGUUGAGAUAAAUUAUAGGAUGUCGAGUUUAUUGAAAGUCUAUGUUAGGAAAAAAGCACCAUUUAAUAGUGUAUCAAAUAUGUGACACGACGCUUCGCAAGCACAUUUUGCGUUAAGGUUCAAAGUUUAUUGAAGAUUACUUCUAAUAAAAAAAACUUUUUGCAUUUGAUGAAACAGGA